UCUUAAUGGAUGCACAACCCCGCCGUGUGCGCUUCGAAGAGUCCCGCGUUCCCCUCACAAGGCCUCGAUUGUCUCACGCCAGUGAUUUUUUUUAUAUAUACUGUGCCCACCGUAGUAGUUUCGUCCGUGUUUGUUGUCCGGCCAGAGUCGAACGUCGUUAACUCUCAUUAAAAGUUAUUUCGUUGCUUGGCGUAGCGUAGGUUUUGUUGUUGUUGUUGCAGGCGUGCGCGUAUCGUCAACUGUCGGCGAUCCGCGGGCGUUGUUGCGUGCUCGAUGAAUGUGCGAGGCCAACCCCCACGGGUUCGAUUGUUAAACGCCCUGCGCUGCGCCUGCAAGACCUGCGCCAGCAGCAACUACAUCUGCGAGACGAAUGGCAUGUGCCAGGUGAUCGCCGUGCGUAAUAAGGACGGUCAUGUCACCAACGACCGCAAGUGCUUGACGACAGAGAGCCUGCAGCCGCCAGAGCGGCCCUUCCUGUGCGUCGACUCCGUGGGCUCCCAGUCGCGGUUCAAGGUGCAGUGCUGUUCGCAGGACCUGUGCAACAACAAAACGCUCUCGCUGGAUCCGGUGCAUAAUAACGAAGCAGGAAAACAGCCAGAUGAGCGCCCGAUGAGUUCCCUGGAGCUGGCAGUGGUCGUUCUGGUGCCGACCGUGCUGUUGGUCGUGGCACUCAUCGCCUUCCUGUGCCAUCGCCGCUCGCUGCACCGUCACCGCCACCAUCCCGUGCCCGAGUUUGAUGCCGAGCCCUACCGCGAGGACUCCUUCAUCCCCGAUGGGGCCUCCAUCAAAGAUCUGCUCUAUGAGAUGACCACCUCUGGCUCGGGCUCAGGCCUGCCACUGCUGGUGCAGCGCACCAUCGCACGCACGGUGGCGCUGCAGGAGAGCAUAGGUAAAGGCCGCUUUGGCGAGGUGUGGCGCGGAAAGUGGCGCGGGGAGGAUGUUGCCGUCAAAAUCUUCUCGUCACGUGAGGAGCGCUCGUGGUUCCGUGAGGCCGAGAUCUACCAGACCGUCAUGCUGCGCCACGAGAACAUCCUGGGCUUCAUUGCCGCCGACAACAAGGACAAUGGCACGUGGACCCAGCUGUGGCUGGUGUCGGACUACCAUGAGCACGGCUCUCUCUUCGACUAUCUCAACCGCUACACGGUGACGGAGGAGGGCAUGGCUCGCAUGGCCCUGUCCAUCGCCAGUGGGCUCGCUCACCUGCACAUGGAGAUUGUGGGGACUCAAGGCAAACCGGCCAUUGCGCACCGAGACCUAAAGUCAAAGAACAUCCUGGUAAAAAAGAAUGGCACGUGCGCUAUCGCCGACCUGGGUCUCGCCGUGCGCCACGACUCGGCCACUGACACCAUCGACAUCGCUCCCAACAACCGAGUUGGCACAAAACGGUACAUGGCUCCGGAGGUGCUGGAUGACACCAUAAACCUGAAGCAUUUUGACUCGUUCAAGCGUGCCGACAUGUACGCGUUGGGGCUCGUGUACUGGGAGAUCGCACGUCGCUGCACGCAAGGAGGAGUAUUGGACGAGUACCAGCUGCCCUACUAUGACGUGGUGCCAUCAGACCCAUCCGUGGAAGAGAUGCGCAGGGUGGUGUGUGACCAGAAGCUACGUCCCAGCAUCCCCACACGCUGGCACAGCUGCAAGAUGCUGCACAUUGUGGCCAAGAUCAUGCAGGAGUGUUGGUACCACAACGCAGCGGCUCGACUCACGGCGCUGCGUGUCAAGAAGUCCCUUUCACAGAUGCAGACGGCCCUGGCGUAGUAACACCACUGUGCCACCAACUUGGAACUCCACAACACCUCAGUACCGGAAGCCGAAAGCGCAGGGAUAUUGAACAAAUGUUUGUCUUUUUUUUUUACAGAUGUUUUGAAAUUAGUUUUGCUUUAAUUCCUUCCUGGUGUUAUUGUUUUGUUUCUACUAUUUUGUUUUUAAAACUCGGGCCUGAGUGCCGUAAUGCACGACAUGCCCAGUCUUUGGCAAGGUCUCAAUCUCCAGUAGGGUGUUACACUGUGCUUUGUCGUGCUGUUCUGUAGAACACCCUUCCCUUUUAAUUAUCAGGAUGUGCAAGCGAAGGGGCAGAGAGUUGCACCUUUUGUUGGAAUUCAAAGGUGUAAACCAAUGGCCAAAUUGGUGAUGAGUUCAGGGGCACCGUUCAAUUUUGCUAAAUCGUGCUUUGAAGAGUGCUUGGAUGGGGAUAUAUUCUCCAACCACUUAGAGCCUCCAGACUACCUCACUCCUUCCAAUGUAUAUCCAUGGCUUUUCAGGACUUCAUGCCUCCAGCGCAGAGGCCAGGGGGGGCAGCGUGUGUGUUGAGUCAGCUUAAAGAAUGAAAAACCAGUGUUAACAUAAACUUUCCGAUUGUCACCAUGAUUUUUUAUUACUUUUUUUUUUCAAUGCAUUGCCACCUUAAUUACAAAUAGUGAUAUUUGGUGACUAGUUUCAUUUGUAAUUUUGUCUUUAUAGUCAACAACCUGACAUCAUGAAAGUUCAGGUUUUCUCUGCGUAAGAUAAUAUUAACGUAUUUACUAUGUUAACACCAGACGUUUUCUAAGCCAUAGCUCAAGCCAUAAACAGGACCUUGUAAAUCACUGAUAUGGUAAACUAACCUUACACUUUUUUAGGAACUACUCCAGACAGAUGUAUGUGCAUCGGAUGAGUAAAAAACACCCCACAAUAACCACAUGUAAGUUUUGCACAAUGUGCCAGCCUGAAUUUUUCCCCAGUGUCCACAUGGUGCAGGAGUAUUGAGCAUUUAAGGGAAUCUAUUGAGCAAGUUGACGGGCAACAUCUGCGGCUCAUUGGGCAAAUCAUUGUGGCAUUUUGUAACUGGUAAGGCCUUUACCUGGACAGAAAAAUGGUGUACUUAAAUUUUAUGCAACAUACAAACAUUUGAAUGUAAUCUGCGUAAGCUCAGUGACUUUUUUUAUUUCGUAUGCACGGUCAUUUUUCCUCGGAGCCUCAAAUUUCCGUCGUAAUCUUAACUAAUGAAAGUAAGCACGGUUCACCUCACUGCGAUUAAAGGAUUGUUUUUUUCAUUGAAUUUUUAAAAACAAGCAUUCACAAAUAGGAUUUGGAUAUAGGAUGUAAUGACAAGCAUAGUGAUUAGGGAAUUAUCACAUUUGAUAAAGGUACUUUUUGACUGCUCAUUGGAUGUACGCAGUUGUGAUUAAAGUUUUAUACAAAGAUUUUAUGUCUAAUUAAUUAAGUGUAAAACCUAACUAUAGCAACAGGAGUUUUUUUAAGUUAAAUUUUUAUAGUUUUUUAUUUUAGUACUCAUUGCCUUUUUCUUACAAUUAACAGUCGAGCACUUAUCCAUUGUAAAUAUUAUUUUUUACCGUUGACAAAAUUUUCUUUUUAAUUAUGUGCCAGGUGAUGUACAUAGAUUUUGAAAAUAUGAAUAUCGGUGUGCUGUUUAAAUUAUCUAGGUCUACUGCAUCCCAAAAGAGUGGAGUUGUGUUUAUCGAUGUACUGAAUUAUAAAUCUGAAAGACAAAUUGAUGGCUAAUAACUGACCUGUUAUGUGUGUAAUGUUCAAUUGAUGUUAGGGAUAUAUACAUUAUAGACGAUGAAAUGUUUUAAAUUAUGUGCAAAAUUAGUUUCAAAAAGUCAUGUUCUUACACUGCUGUAACCUAUAAUUCUAAACAGCCUUGUAACAGAUUUGUUACAGAGCUGUGACUAAGAUUGUGUUUGUGAUUUGUAUAUAAAUUGUUUAUAUAUGUAUAUAAUGGUAACAGGUUUUUUUUGCAGUUUAAACAUAACUCUACGCUUCAAAUUUAUUAGAAAUAACAUGUUCUGCUCUGAGAACAUUCUCUUGUAAAAAUGUAAAGCAGUACACAAACUUAGUCGGCUCAUGUACCUUUUGAGUCGGUUCUGCUUUCAUUUUUUCAAAAGAUCGCUCAUAUCCAGCGGUGAUUGUCACAUCAGAUGAUAGUUGUGGAUAUCCUAGACAGAAUUGUUUUGUGUUGACAGCAUUACUUUUGCCCUUGUGGUAAGCUUAUCAACAGGAAUUUGGAAACAGUACUAAACCAGAGUUUAGUUCAUUUUAAAAGGUGUACAAAAUGAUAUGUCGUGCUGUGUGGGCUUUGGCCAUGUAUUGUGCAACAUUGCGUGGACCAUGUAAAGUUAAAUCGGAUUACAUGUACUUUCUAAAAUUA
This is a messenger RNA of Petromyzon marinus (sea lamprey), 4150 nucleotides long. Its product is annotated as TGF-beta receptor type-1-like. Gene Ontology annotation, cellular component: signaling receptor complex; plasma membrane. Lineage: Eukaryota; Metazoa; Chordata; Hyperoartia; Petromyzontiformes; Petromyzontidae. The record is from RefSeq and is a predicted model, not a curated record. Gene Ontology annotation, biological process: cellular response to growth factor stimulus; protein phosphorylation; cell surface receptor protein serine/threonine kinase signaling pathway. Gene Ontology annotation, molecular function: ATP binding; transmembrane receptor protein serine/threonine kinase activity.